Molecule: messenger RNA, 1062 nt
Organism: Salvelinus namaycush (lake trout)
Lineage: Eukaryota; Metazoa; Chordata; Actinopteri; Salmoniformes; Salmonidae
Product: protein Wnt-7b-like
Exons: 4
Coding region: 1-1062 (353 amino acids)
Biological process (GO): multicellular organism development; cell fate commitment; positive regulation of JNK cascade
Cellular component (GO): extracellular region
Molecular function (GO): frizzled binding; cytokine activity
Source: RefSeq, a predicted model, not a curated record
AUGCUCAUUGUCUCGUCCCGCAGUGCGCUGCUGUCCGUCUACUAUCCCCAGAUCUUCCUCAUCCUCACCAGCGGUAGCUACCUGGCACUGUCCUCGGUGGUAGCGUUGGGUGCUAACAUCAUUUGCAACAAGAUCCCUGGACUGUCCCCAAGGCAGCGCACCCUCUGCCAGAGCCGCCCGGACGCCAUCAUCGUCAUCGGCGAGGGUGCACAGCUGGGCAUCAACGAAUGCCAGUACCAGUUCCGCUAUGGCCGCUGGAACUGCUCCACCCUGGGCGAGAGGACCGUCUUUGGACAAGAGCUGAGAGUAGGUAGCCGAGAGGCGGCAUUCACCUAUGCCAUCACGGCGGCUGGCGUGGCCCAUUCGGUCACAGCAGCGUGUAGUCAGGGCAACCUGAGCCAGUGUGGCUGCGACUGGGAGAAGCAGGGCUACCAUGACCAGGAGGAGAGCUGGAAGUGGGGAGGCUGCUCGGCCAACAUCAAGUACGGCGUGGAGUUCUCCAGACGCUUCGUGGAUGCCCGAGAGAUCAAGAAGAACGCCCGACGUCUGAUGAACCUGCAUAAUAAUGAGGCAGGACGAAAGAUCCUGGAGGAGCAUAUGACGCUGGAGUGUAAGUGUCACGGCGUGUCGGGCUCCUGCACCACCAAGACCUGCUGGACCACCCUACCCAAGUUCCGGGAGAUCGGCUACGUCCUGAAAGAGCGCUACGGCGAGGCGGUCCAAGUCGAACCGGUCCGGGCCUCGCGUCUCCGUCAACCCUCCUUCCUGCGUCUGAAGGAGUCGCGGGGGUACCAGAAACCCACGGACACAGAUCUGGUCUACCUGGAGAGGUCUCCUAACUACUGCGAGGAGGACACGGCAACAGGGAGCACAGGGACGCGGGGGAGGCUGUGUAACCACACGUCACCCCAUACCGACGGCUGCAAUCUGAUGUGUUGUGGUAGAGGCCACAACACCCACCAGUACACCCGCGUGUGGCAGUGCAACUGCAAGUUCCAGUGGUGCUGUUUUGUGAAGUGUAACACGUGCAGUGAGAAGUCUGAGGUGUUCACCUGCAAAUAA